Molecule: messenger RNA, 8485 nt
Organism: Anolis carolinensis (green anole)
Lineage: Eukaryota; Metazoa; Chordata; Lepidosauria; Squamata; Anolidae
Gene: tyk2
Product: tyrosine kinase 2
Exons: 24
Coding region: 904-4464 (1186 amino acids)
Biological process (GO): intracellular signal transduction; cell differentiation; growth hormone receptor signaling pathway via JAK-STAT
Cellular component (GO): cytosol; membrane; cytoskeleton
Molecular function (GO): non-membrane spanning protein tyrosine kinase activity; growth hormone receptor binding; ATP binding
Source: RefSeq, a predicted model, not a curated record
UUCUUUGUAGGGAAAUGGUUUGUAGGCAGCCUAGGAAGCGGGAGAUGGAAGUGGAGCGGGGCACAGCCAUGGCUGUGAGGGGGAAAAGCAAGUAAGGGAGGGGGCAACGUUAACAUGCCCUGGCUGUUUCCAAAAUGCGGGUUUAGGCCUUAAAUGUGGCCGGUUUCUAUGGCAACCAUAGAGUCUUCAUAAACAAGAGCAGUGUAACCUGAGGGGAGACAGCUAGGAAAUAGCUUCAGUAGAUAACGGGGCGAGGCGUCAUUAAAUUAUGUUUCCACAGGAUGUGCUGCUGAUUUGCGGCCGGGGCAUCAAUCACCAUGCAGUAGCUAAAGAGAGAGUAUUGGAGGAGAAGCCCCGUUUGGUGGUCGUCUGUGGUACUGUAAACUUUUCUUUACUGCCAUGCAAGAUUUCUGUGUUGUGUUGUGUAGUAACCUGCCCAAAAGGGCUGUCAUGUGUGGCCAGAUGUUUAAUGAAAUACAUCAAAAGCGAAUUGCACACUUGCACCUACUUAUCUAAGACCCCUUCCACACAGCUGAAUGAAAUCCCACAUUAUCUACUUUGAACUGGGAUAUAUGGCAGUGUGGACUCAGGUAACCCAGUUCAGAGCAGAUAUUGUGGGAUUUUCUGCCUUGAUAUUCUGGGUUAUAUGGCUGUGUGGAAGGGCCCUGAGCAGAUGGAGACAUUGUGUAAGAAGGAAAUACUGACAUAGUAAUGCAAACAGUGAGAGGAGUAUUUGUAUAAUAACAGUGAUGUUGACGAUGCUAAUCUGGAGCUCUUUCAGAUACAAUGGGCCCUCCGUAAUUGCUGAGGAUUGGUUCCUGGUUUUCUGACACCAAAAUAUGUGGAUGUUCAAGUCCCAUUAUAUACAGUGCUCUAAGCUAAAGAUUUGGGAAUGUUGACAGAAUGCCACUGUGUCAUUGUGCAGUACAACAUAGUGAAUCAGACAUGGAGGGAUGCCGUUUUUCACUUGCUGGAGGGCUGAGGGUGUAUCUCCACUGGAAGGGUGAGGAGGAAGAACCCUAUCAGACUUAUAUGCAAGGGACUCUUUGUGCUGAAGAAAUCUGCAUUGAUAUUGCACAGAAGAUUGGUAUCACACCAAUCUGCUACAGCUUGUUUGCCCUCUGUGAUCCCCAAGCCAAAAUAUGGUUUCCUCCCAAUCAUGUGUUUGAAGUUGACAGUGGCAUCAAGUUGCUCCUGCAUUUUCGAAUGAGGUAUUAUUUCCGAAACUGGCAUGGAACAAAUGACAAGGAGCCAGCUGUAUAUCGCAACGCUCCUCGAUCAAAUGACUCAGAGGAUAAGUCUCAAAGGGGUGAACAAGGCAGUGCCAUACUGGAUAAAUCAUCAUUUGAGUAUCUCUUUGAGCAAGGGAAAUAUGACUUCAUUAAUGAUGUUGCCUCCCUAAAAGAUCUUCGGACAGAGCAGGAGAUUCACCAAUUUAAAAAUGAGAGCCUUGGGAUGGCUGUCCUCCACCUCUGCCACAUUGCCCUCAAGAGUGGCCUCUCCCUUGAAGAAGUGGCUCAGAGAACAAGCUUCAAGGAGUGCAUCCCACGUUCCUUUUGUCGUCAGAUUCAGCAGAACAACUAUCUGACAAAGUUCCGCAUAAGGAAUGUUUUCAGGAGGUUCUUGCAGCGCUUCCAGCGACACACAAUGAGCACCGGCAAGCUGACAGAGCAGGAUAUCAUGCACAAGUACCUGGCCACUUUGGAGAACUUGGCUCCUAAUUUUGGGAGCGAGCUUUUUGCCGUCCUCUCCUUGGAGACAGUUUCAGAGGGUGAAAAGCUGCCACUUUACAUCAAUGGUGGCCAUACGCACCUGGAGAACUCUCACACCUCAUCUCCCAGUGACAAGCCUGCCACCCAUGAGGUCCUGGUCACAGGCACAGAUGGCAUUCAGUGGAGACCCAUUUCUCCUGAGAGAUUGCAAAGCUAUCAUCACAGAGGUUAUUUGAGCAGGAAGGUAAAGAUAAAAGACUAUAAAUCCAAGGGUCCCAACCAAUCAGCGGAGCACCAUGAUCCCAAAUGGGUGCACUUUUGUGACUUCCAGGAGAUCACACACAUUGUUGUGAAAGACUGCAAAGUCAGCAUUCACCGUCAAGACAAUAAGUGCCUGGAGCUGGCUCUUUUUUCCCAUGAUGUUGCCCUCUCCUUAGUUUCCCUUGUAGAUGGUUAUUUUAGAUUGACAGCGGACUCUAGCCACUAUCUGUGUCAUGAAGUAGCCCCACCACGGCUGGUAAUGAGCAUACAGAAUGGUAUCCAUGGACCCAUGCAUGAGGAAUUUAUUUUGACUAAACUAAAACGGGAGAAGCAGGAAGAUGGUCUGUACAUUCUACGUUGGAGUGUCCUUGAUUAUAGUAGAUUGAUAUUGUCGGUUAUGAGGAGAGACCAGAGUUCCCAGACUCAUGAUGCCACAAGUUACAGACAGUUCCGUAUCCAGAAGAAAGAAAAUUCCUAUGUACUUGAAGGCUGGGAGCAGGAAUUCUCUAGUGUCCAAGAACUGAUAAAUGCUCUGAAAGGCUGUACUCUAAGAUCUGGAAACGAGAUCUUUACUAUGCGGAGGUGCUGUGUCCCAAAGCCAGGAGAGAUCUCUGACUUGCUGAUCACACGAAAAAUAAAGGACAGCACCCGACAGAUUUUGAAUUUGACCCAGCUGAGUUUCCAUCAAAUCCGGAAAAAUGAGAUCACCCAGAGAGCACACUUGGGACAAGGGACACUUACGAACAUUUAUGAUGGUGUGUUACAUGUAUGUGGUGGAGCCAGUGGUGAUGAUGAAACAGAGUACUUCUCCACUGAACAGAACAAUAACAACCGUGAAGUGCACGUGGUGCUGAAGAUGCUGGAUCCCAGUCACAGGGACAUUGCCCUGGCAUUCUUUGAAACAGCCAGCUUGAUGAGCCAGGUCUCCCACAUCCACUUGGCCUUUGUACAUGGAGUCUGUGUAUGGGGCUCAGAGAAUAUAAUGGUGGAGGAGUACGUCGAGCAUGGCCCCCUGGACGUCUUCCUAAGGAAAAACAAAGGGCGGAUAAUGGUGGGCUGGAAAUUCACAGUCGCUGCACAGUUAGCCAGUGCCUUGAGUUACUUGGAAGGCAAAAAUCUGGUACAUGGCAGUGUAUGUGCCAAAAACAUCUUGUUGGCGAGGAAAGGCUUGGAAGAUGGCAUGCUGCCCUUCAUUAAACUCAGUGACCCUGGGGUCAGCUUCACUGUGCUCUCCCGGGAAGAGCGAGUGGAUCGGAUCCCCUGGAUUGCUCCAGAGUGUGUCAGAGAUGUAAGCAACCUUAGUACAGCAGCUGACAAGUGGAGCUUUGGUACCACAUUGCUAGAAAUAUGCUUUGAUGCCGAUGUGCCACUAAAAGAACGCACUCCUUCUGAGAAAGAGCGCUUCUAUGAGAAAAAACAUCGCCUUCCAGAACCAUCCUUUAAAGAACUAGCUACCUUAAUCAGCCAGUGCCUGAACUAUGCCCCCGCGGAGCGUCCUUCUUUCCGGACCAUCCUGAGAGAUCUUACCCAACUGCAACCACAUAACCCUCUAGACAUCAGCUCUGUGAACCCUGAAUUUCCUGAAUCUGACCCAACUGUCUUCCAGAAGCGCUACCUGAAGAAGAUCAGAGAUCUGGGUGAGGGUCACUUUGGCAAAGUGAGCCUGUACUGCUAUGAUCCCACCAACGAUGGCACGGGUGAGAUGGUGGCAGUGAAGUCAUUGAAAUCAGGCUGCAGCCAACAGCUGCUGACUAGUUGGAAAAAGGAAAUUGAGAUCCUAAAAACCCUCUACCAUGAAAACAUUGUCAAGUACAAGGGCUGCUGUAGUGAACAAGGGGAAAAGGUUGUGCAACUUAUCAUGGAAUAUGUGCCUUUGGGGAGCCUGAGGGACUACCUACCCAAGCACAAUGUCAGCCUGGCCCACAUUCUUCUCUUUGCCCAGCAGAUUUGUGAGGGAAUGGCUUACCUCCACUCCUCACGCUAUAUCCAUAGGGAUCUUGCAGCCAGGAAUGUCCUUUUGGAGAAUGAGAAUGUGGUGAAGAUAGGAGACUUUGGACUUGCCAAAGCCAUCCCUGAAGGACAUGAAUAUUAUCGUGUCUGUGAAGAUGGUGAUAGUCCUGUCUUUUGGUAUGCUGUGGAAUGCCUGAAAGACUGUAAAUUCUACUACACCUCUGAUGUCUGGUCCUUUGGUGUAACGUUGUAUGAACUCUUGACACGCUGUGAUUCUAGUCAGAGCCCUCCCACGAAAUUCAUUGAAAUGAUUGGGGCAAUCCAUGGUCAAAUGACAGUGCUGAGGCUUAUAGAGUUGCUGGACCGAGGGAAAAGGUUGCCCAUCCCAAAAGACUGUCCUUUUGAGAUUUACCGCCUUAUGAAGAACUGUUGGGAGCUGGAGUCUUCAUUCCGCCCAUCCUUCGCAAACCUUGUACCCAUCCUGAAAGCCUUCCAUGAAAAGUACAAGGCCCAGGACCCCUCUGUUUUCAAUGUGUGUUGAGCAAGAGGAAGAGAUUCUCAGCUAAAGACCCCACUCUGAUCUGCACUCAGUGUACUUGGAAAGCCACAUUGCCACCAGGGAAGCUGCUUUUGAGUAUUGCCCUGUCUUGGAACUUUGACAUAACGUCGAUUUACUGUCCAGAGCCAGUGAAGAAUGUGCCUGCUUGAUCAGGCUUCAUCCUCUGCCCUUUCAAAUGUGAUAUGAUUCAUGGGAGGAUCCUCUCAGAUUUUCUUUUUUGAAUACAGGCAGCUUGGGCUUAUGAAGCAAUGUCUGUUAAUGUCAGCCUGCAUCUGAGUGGUCUUGAAAGCCACACAACUUUGUCUAAGUGUGUGAAGUCACAAGUGCAGGAAAGUGAAUGAGUCCUCACUGUAUUUUUCUGGUUUGGUGUAGACAAACAAUACAAUUGGAUUAAAAGGUCAAUGAGAAGAGAACAUGGAUAUUUAAGGGCAACACCCUGGCUUACUAUAAGUGUCUGUAUUGCACAGGAUAUGUAGCAUGCAGAAUAUUUAGUGCUGCAUCUGCUUAGUAAUCAUGAGACUAUUGGACCCUUUGCUUGGAACAGUUUUCCUAGAAAAAGUUCUUUUUUGAAAUUUGCCUUUAAUCCUUUUUUCAAAGGAAAUGAUUCAGACACCCAAAGACAUAUGAACUAGUUUUUGUUCUCAUGUACUCAGUUUCUGGGUAUUUUAAAGCUCUUAAAUUCUUUACAUGCCAUCACCUUCCACCCAUGGUAUAGCUACCUUUGCACUUCCUUAUUGAAGCAGAUGUUUGUCUUUCUACUAAACAUUUAUGAUGGAAUCAUCAUAUGUGCUCUCAACUGAUUGGAUACAAGAAAAGUGAACACCUUAUAACAACUUUUAAUGGCACAUAGAAGUUUUAGGUUCACGCUGAAAAGUGACUCCAUGCUGUCACCCAGUAAUAAUGAAGAAAAGAUUUUACUUUGUUCAGAAAUGCUUUUCCAAUUACGAAACUUAGAAUAAUAGAAUCAUACAGUUGGAAGAGACCUCGUGGGCCAUCCAGUCCAACCCCCUGCCACGAAGCAGGAAAAUUGCAUUCAAAGCAUCCCAGGCAUCAGCUUACUUCAUCUCUAUGAAUUUUCUCAGAACUAACUGUGUUUUUAGUGGACAUAAAUGAGCCUCUUCUUUUACUAAAAACCGUUAUUCAUCCUGUUGUUUGUUUGGAAUCAUCAACCAAUACCAAAACUCUUCAGCAACCUCUCAUUCACUGCUCUUGUAAGCCAGAAACUUUGAGGUGUGUGUCUUUUGAAUUUGAAGAGGGUGGUUGGGAAGAAGAAAGGCUGCAGGACUUAAAUCAUACUGAAACUAAAGAUAAGUAAUGAUAGUGCCUUGGGGCCACUGACUUGGUUGCUGUUGCCCAAUCACCACCUUUUCUGUUGUAAAGUGUAGUCAAGUUUUGGUUUGCCAAUAAUCCUGGUGGUGAGCUGUCACCUUGGAGGGAAAACUAGGAGCCAUAUGCAUCCACAUUGACUGUGAUAUCUUAACUGUCCUACUUUUUAAAAUGCUUUCUUGCACCCUAACUUUCAGGAGAUUUGUUUUCAUUUCAGGUACUUCAUUAUUUUUCUUUAAAAAAAAAAGAAAGAAAAAACAGACCAGCUUUGAACAUAGCCAGCUCCAUUUUCAUAGAUACAUUUCAAAUUUCAGCUAAUUGUUGAAAGUUCUAGGUUUUGUCUUUUGUUAUGUGCCCCAAAAACCAGUAUCCCACUUGCUUACAGUACUGUUUCCUGCCUUGUUGACAUGUUUUCUUUAUCACCCUUCAUCACCCUAUCUCUUCUUCAUACUCUGGAGAUUGGUUCUGACUACUUUUUGUGAACUUGAGACUGUUGGACAUUGAUGAGCCUGUCCCAGGCUGUUUCUCCUUGGAGCGGAGAUAAGUUUUGCCACACACAACUCUUCAUAUAUUAUAAAAGCAUACUGUAAGAAUUCACAGUUUCAUAAAAGUAUAUUUUUCUUUCUGUUUCUGGGAAGAUAGAUCAAAUAUAAAGGAAUGACAUAUGCAGUUGGUUAAAACUGCUCUUUCAUUAACUGUGCUGUGAAAGCCAAUUGUAUGCUUCGAUUUUCCAGAGGCUUGAUAUUCUUUCCACAAGGCCACUUGGUUGAGGCCCACUCUGUUAAAGAAAAGGAACACACGAGAAGUUGGAAGUGUUCUUGGUCUUAUUGUCCAGUUUUAUUCAAACAGUUUUAUACAUUGAACUCUUGCUUGGUGCCUAUUUUGACUCUGCAGUCUGAGUACCACAUUACAGAACUGAAUUGAGGGGAGGGUUUGUAUAUUUAUUAUCUGGGUAUGAUCAGUUAAAUGUCUACCAAAUAAAGUAAAGGUGGGAAGGGAAUAAGGCAUAUGCAUAACAUUUAACAUGGCUUGGAUUUUUCAAAGGGGCACCUGGAUCACCUACAUACAAAUUACCAGAAAGAUUUACAGGACCUGCCUCUCUUUCUCACUCAAUGUGGCCUGGCAACAUGCAGAACUGUAUGAGCAUAUCUUUGAAAAUCUUUGGCUUUGAGAUCAAGAUAUGAAUUUAGAUCAAUUCUAAUAUUGUUCAGAAAUGGCUAGUGAGGCACUCCCAUCCCACCCCCUUGAAAUCUCAGUAAAGCCAAUCAGUUGUACCUAAUAAUGGUCUCCUACAAGAAAAAUAAGAAGCAUUCCAAUUUCGGCCCCUUCUCAUUCCUGACAGACAAGGCCACAAUCUAGAGCAGGGCUUCUUAAACCUUUACACUUAGGACCCCUCUUAGCCCAAGAAAUUUUUCCAUGACCUCAGAUAUAUAGGUAUAUAAAUCAGGUAUGAAAUCAAACAUUUACUGAUAACAAGUCAGCAUCUGCAAGGCUUACAAGGCUUAUUUGCCUUUUCAAUGAAGUACAGCUGAAGUAUCUGCAGAAUCUAUUGUAAGUAUUGCAUAACUGAAUCAUGUAAAUGUCUAAAGGUUAUGCUAUUAGGUUAGGAUCAUUAAAAAAUUGGGACCCCAACAUUGAACCGAGGAGACUUCAUUUGGGUUCGGGACCCACAGAUUAAGGAGCACUGAUCUAGAGAACUGCAAAAUUAAUUUUGUUAGCCUAAGGACUCUGUGCUGCAAAUCCUGGGCUUGCUUGACUGGAAUUAAAUCCAACUCAUGUUAGAGAGCUUUCUUCAAGUAUGUGUUCAUAUAGUGGCAACCUUAAGAGUUGUUUACGUUGAACAACAAGUAGCAGUUUGCAAUGGGUUUGGUGAGGAUCAGUGUUUAAAGAAGGCAAAACUUGGUAGGGACAAACCCAACCUCUUUGCAUGUACACCUUGAGAGGGUUUUUUCUUUUGGUACUGCAGCAUAAAACAGUAGAUAUCACAUAGACUAAUUCUAGGAAGACUUGCUUUUUUAGUUUUGCAAUUCUGUUAGACAACUGGGUAUAAAAGAUGAACAGAUGACAAAUUUAAAGGUGUUAAUCAUGUUUAUUAUUUUGGAGGACUACAUGAGCACUCAUUGGUAUAUUUGUGUAAUUGGCUUUAAAACUAGUCUUCUCUCCCCCCCCCCCCCCCCCCCCCGCCCCUGUACAUUUUAUUUUUGGGUACAGAAUUGCAUCCCAAGCCUGCACUACCAGCCCUGUCUCUGGAGUGUGGAGCAGUGCCACCUGUCUUAGCUGGCAAGCUACUUCUGGCCUACAGAGCUAAGCUGAAGAACUUCACAGCACUGUGCCUUUUUGUAUCUGGAACUGCACUGAAGAUUUGAGGCAAGGAAUCCUCCCUCCACAGAAGCAUGGGCAAGCUUCAGCUCAGCCUCUCUUGCUUUAUCUGUGCCCAAAGCUGCUGUCUGUCUGUGAGAUAGAGUUUGUGAGUGAGAAUGAGUGUAUUUGAGAGACUGAGAGACAGAGUGUCUCUGUGUGUAUCCAUGUGCAAGAAUGCGUUUGAUAAAAUUCAUUCUUGCAAAUCUUACUGUAAUGUGAAUGUAUCCUUCUAUUCUAAUAGGAGCUAGAAUAAACUAUGUGUAAUAUCGCCAUAAUCUGUACAUUUUUCUUCAAAUAAAGGUAAUGUAACUUUUAA